This is a messenger RNA of Camellia sinensis, 1343 nucleotides long. Its product is annotated as RING/FYVE/PHD zinc finger superfamily protein. Gene Ontology annotation, biological process: regulation of transcription by RNA polymerase II. NCBI's taxonomy places the organism in Eukaryota, Viridiplantae, Streptophyta, Magnoliopsida, Ericales, Theaceae. The record is from RefSeq and is a predicted model, not a curated record.
UCUUUCCCGGGUCUUCCCACCUUCAAACUUCCCUCUCUCUCUCUCUAUUGAAGCCUCAAAACCCUUCAAAAUUUCCCCCAAAAACAUUCACAACCCAAUCCAAUCUCAUCUCUCUCUCUCUCUCUCAACCCACAAAUGGAGAACAAAUUCCAUGGCUUGCCUCCUCUCAAAAGAUUCAAGCUUAUGCGGCAACAACAAGAAGAAGAACGACUCGAAGACACCGUCUUGGUUUCAUCACAUCUUCCAGCAAAAAAGAGAAGAAUGCGAGUUCAACCACUCACACACCAUUUCUGUUUGCCUGCCAAGAAAAGGGUUUUUGCAUUUCACCCCAAUUUCAUCCCAGAAAAACCCAUUUCACCAUUCGACCUCAACAUCGAAUACAACCCACAAUCUAACGACGAAGAAAGCGAUUCACAAGAAGUAAAUGAUGUUCCAAUUGCAACUGAUAGCAAUAACAGCAUUCAAAUCACUGAAGAUUGCCCAGAGAAAGCACAAGAUGAGGAAGAAGAUGAAGACGAAGAUGAAGAUGGGAUUGAAUGUGCUGUAUGUCAAAGCACAGAUGGAGAUCCAUCAAACCCAAUUGUGUUCUGUGAUGGUUGUGACCUAAUGGUCCACACCACUUGCUAUGGCUCACCCCUCACAAAGGGUGUCCCAGAAGGUGAUUGGUUCUGUACCCAAUGCUUAUCCUCCUCUAAAUCACCCCAAACUGGGGAUAAAAAGUCCUUCUCUUGCUGUCUCUGCCCGGUCGCCGGUGGUGCCCUAAAGCCCACCAUCCACGGCCGGUGGGCUCACCUUGUAUGUGCCCUUUUUGUUCCUGAGGUGUUCUUCACUGACCCAGAUGGAAGAGAUGGGAUUGAUUGUUCUAAGGUUCCUAAGAGAAGGUGGGAACAGAGUUGUUAUGUUUGUAAAUGUGCAAAAGGGUGUGCUAUUGAUUGUUCUGAGCGCAAGUGUGAAAUGGCCUUUCAUGUGACUUGUGGGUUGAAGGAAGAGCUUUGUAUUGAGUACAGAGAAGGAGGGAGGAACAAAGGGGGUGGUGGUGUUGUUGCUGGGUUCUGUAAAGACCAUAGUGAGCUGUGGAAGAAGGAACAACAAACAGGGAAGUUCAAGAUUGUGGCUAGGGAUGAGCACAAGAAAUAGCAAGAUCUUGUGAGGUUCAAUGGUUUUUAUUAUUAUUAUUAUUAUUUUGUUUUUUUGUUGCUAGAAAUUUGGAAAUGGGGUUUAGAGAUGUUUCUUAUUCUAGUUUAGUUAUUUUGGUGUAGUUCUGUGUUAGGAUGAUUUUUAUGCAUGUGGUAUCAUGGAUAUUGAUUCAAUGUUGGUUGAUAUUUUGCAUUUUGUUCUUUGAA